UCACGGAGCACCGAGAACCUACUUGACUGUGUACCUACGCGUUGGUACCUCCUACCGGUCAUGUACUCCGUAGUACAGGCUGCGUCGCUCGAUUUUGUAUAGUUCACUAGUCAUCUCAAUUUUUCUUUUCUCCUCUCCCCCACUUAGAAAGCCAUUACUAUAAGGCAGGCGUCUCCUGGAUAAACCGCCCCUCCUCCCCACUUGCCCUCUCCCAUUCUCCCAUUCCUCCCUCCACGCAGUUGAUCAGUGUUCUACUUCCCAUACAUUGCAUUGAAGAGCUACCUACGGCGUCUCUGAAGCCCGCUACACCGGCCUCUAAUCUACCAGUUCUCACAAUGAGCGCGAACGCCCAGAACCUUUCGUUCGUCCUUGAGGGGAUCCAUCAGGUCAAGUUCGAAGAUCGACCUAUCCCGGAAUUGAAAAGUCCUCAUGACGUGCUUGUGAAUGUCAAGUUUACGGGAAUCUGCGGUAGUGAUGUCCAUUACUGGGAACACGGCUCCAUCGGUCAGUUCGUUGUCAAGGAGCCCAUGGUACUGGGCCACGAAUCCUCGGGCGUAAUCAGCAAGGUCGGUUCGGCCGUCACCACUCUGAAGGUGGGAGAUCAUGUUGCGAUGGAGCCAGGUACCCCCUGCCGCCGGUGCGAGCCCUGUAAAGCGGGCAAAUACAACCUCUGCGAGAAUAUGGCUUUCGCUGCCACCCCACCGUACGAUGGUACCCUCGCCAGAUACUAUGUCUUGCCCGAAGACUUUUGUUACAAACUUCCGGGCAACAUCACUUUGCAAGAGGGCGCGGUCAUGGAACCUCUUGGCGUCGCCGUGCAUAUUGUGAAACAAGCCAAUGUCAGUCCGGGACAAUCUGUCGUGGUUUUCGGUGCCGGUCCGGUGGGAUUGUUGUGUUGUACUGUGGCCAAGGCUUUCGGCGCCUCGAAGAUCAUCGCCGUGGACAUCCAGAAGCCAAGGCUGGAGUUCGCCCGGAAAUAUGCUGCAACGGCAACGUUCGAGCCGGCGAAGGCGCCUGCCCUGGAAAAUGCGAGCCAAAUCAUCAAGGACAAUGAACUGGGCUCGGGUGCUGAUGUCGUCAUCGAUGCCUCGGGCGCCGAACCGUCGAUACACACCGGCAUUCACCUUGUUCGGCCCGGUGGCACGUAUGUGCAAGGCGGCAUGGGCCGCAGUGAGAUCACUUUCCCGAUCAUGGCAGCUUGCACAAAGGAGCUGAAUGUGAAGGGCAGUUUCCGCUAUGGCAGUGGCGACUACAAACUCGCAGUUGAUCUAGUUGCGUCUGGCAAAGUCAACGUGAAGGAAUUGAUUACCGGUGUUGUCCAAUUUGAAGAUGCCGAGCAGGCGUUCAAAGAGGUUAAGGCAGGAAAGGGCAUCAAAACGCUAAUCGCUGGUGUGUAAUAAUAUCCUGGAGACUGAAGUUGGCAAAUGGCGCAAGAUUCCUCGGGGCGUGGGCAUGAUACUGAAAAGCGAAGUUGGGGCUGAAAACUCCCCUCAUAAUAUAAACCAAAAUGAUAAAAUAAGGAAUUGAAUCCG
Aspergillus steynii IBT 23096 is the source of this 1532-nucleotide messenger RNA. RefSeq names its product NAD(P)-dependent alcohol dehydrogenase. The record is from RefSeq and is a predicted model, not a curated record. Gene Ontology annotation, biological process: D-sorbitol catabolic process. Lineage: Eukaryota; Fungi; Ascomycota; Eurotiomycetes; Eurotiales; Aspergillaceae. The coding region runs from base 336 to 1397 and encodes 353 amino acids. Gene Ontology annotation, molecular function: L-iditol 2-dehydrogenase (NAD+) activity; zinc ion binding. The transcript is spliced from 3 exons.